AUGCCAUCUUAUCGCUUGGAGCAAGCCUCCACUGGCAGAGCCGGCUGCCAAAACAAAGAAUGUAAAGAUGAGAAGGUCAAGAUCGCCAAAGGCGAGCUCCGUCUCGGCACCUGGGUUGACACCGAGCGCAUCCAGGCAUUUUUCUGGAGACAUUGGGGCUGUGUAACACCCAGAAUCAUUGCUAGUCUCAAUGAAAAUCUUGGGGAUGAUGACGAGAAGGAUUACGAACAGCUAGAUGGCUUCGAAGAUCUUACUCCGGAAAAUCAGGAGAAGCUCAAGAAAGCGCUGGAACAGGGCCAUGUCGACGAUGAGGAGUGGAAGGGGGAUGUUGAAAUGAACCGUCCGGGUAAGAAUGGCUUCCGCGUGCGCGGAUCAAAGAAGAAGACGGCUGCCGCUGAGGAGAGCGAUGCUGAAGUAAAGUCUCCUGAACCAAAGACCAAAAAGCGUGGCCGUCAGUCACUCAAGGAUGAGGCUGAAGAUCAUGCUGAAGAGACACCGGAAACCAAGAAACCCAAGAAAGCAGCACGUGGAAAGCGAGCCUCUGAAGGCGACAAGGCGACAAAGGAAGAACCCGAUGACGAUGCGGCAACUCCUGCAAAACCCAAGGCAACUAGAAAGGGCCGUGCCUCGAAGAAUGACACCGAGGACAAGGAGUCCCCGAAGGCUCCUGCCAAAGCUACUAAGCCCGCUGCUAAGCGCCAGCGGAAGGCUGCUGCGAAAGACGACGAAGCGGAGCCUGUUGAAGAAGAGCCUGCUGAGGAAAAGCCGAAGCGAGGCCGGAGGAAGAAGACUGCUGCUUAA
This is a messenger RNA of Aspergillus bombycis, 801 nucleotides long. RefSeq lists its product as uncharacterized. The transcript is spliced from 5 exons. The record is from RefSeq and is a predicted model, not a curated record. Bases 1 to 801 code for a protein of 266 amino acids. Gene Ontology annotation, molecular function: zinc ion binding; DNA binding. Lineage: Eukaryota; Fungi; Ascomycota; Eurotiomycetes; Eurotiales; Aspergillaceae.